Molecule: messenger RNA, 1865 nt
Organism: Eleginops maclovinus (Patagonian blennie)
Lineage: Eukaryota; Metazoa; Chordata; Actinopteri; Perciformes; Eleginopidae
Gene: tmprss2
Product: transmembrane serine protease 2
Exons: 14
Coding region: 197-1669 (490 amino acids)
Biological process (GO): protein autoprocessing
Cellular component (GO): membrane
Molecular function (GO): serine-type endopeptidase activity; protein binding
Source: RefSeq, a predicted model, not a curated record
GUGCAGAAGGUGUGGCCAUGGCUGUUCAUUACAUGGACGAAUGGUCAGAAACAGGGAGAGGGGGACAGACAGGAAUAAAGCGCUACGGGAAUCCCAACAUAGUGGCAAACCAAGUGUGUGAGCAUUUUUGGCUGUAUUUUGGACAUUUCGAAAGCUUGUUUCUUGAAAAACCUGAGUACUUCUGGUUCCCCAGUCUAUGUCCCCAGGCAGUGUCAGCAUGAAUGAUAAUCAGUCCCAGGCCAGUUGUCCCACUUAUAACAACUUAGGCUUUCAGCAUGAGGAAGGGAGACCUCCAUCAGAAGCCCCCGUACAGGGUCUUUACCCUUACCUUCCACAAGAGAUCCCCAGCUAUGUCGCUGUUUCUCCCAAAACCAUCAACACCUACCACACUGCCCCCCCUGCAGCAGCACCUGACCCCAUACCGAAGAAAGGACGAAAGAAGUGUCCCUGGAGUCGGGUUCUGUGUGGCUGUCUGUGUGUGCUCCUCAUCCUGGCUGUUGCUGGCGUCCUGCUCUGGUACUUCUUAUACUUCCAGUGUUUACUGGGGAAGUCCUGCAGAAGUGGUGGAAAGUGUUUGAGCCCAUCCCAGUGGUGUGAUGGUGUAAAGGACUGUUCUCAUGGAGAGGAUGAGUCUCACUGCUUUCGUCUCCACGGGACUAACUCCCUGUUGCAGGGUUACUCCUCUGAGAGCCGCACGUGGAUGCCGGUGUGUGCUCAAUCCUGGGACGACAACUAUGGCAGAGCAGCGUGUGAGCAGAUUGGCUACAAAAGGCAGGACUAUGUGUCCUACACUAAAACCAGUGCAGGUUCUCUGUCCUCCAGAGGAUACAUGAAGCUGCGGUCUGGCAGUACAUAUGGAGCACCUAUACACUCACAGCUGACUAUCAGCUCAUAUUGCACAGCUAGAGCAGUCAAACUUCGAUGCAUUGAGUGUGGAGUGAGUUCCGCAGACCCCAGAGCUCGUAUUGUGGGGGGGACAGAGGCCGUGAACGGGGCCUGGCCGUGGCAGGUCAGUCUGCAAAUCAAUGGUCAUCACGUCUGUGGAGGCUCCAUCAUCAGUCCGUACUGGAUCCUCUCUGCUGCUCAUUGCUUCCAAGAGUACUCCAAUCCCAGGACAUGGUUGGUGUACACUGGUGAUGUCAGCCUGUUUCAGAUGCACUUUGGCUCUGGCAAAACAGUAGAAAAAAUUAUAAGCCAUGAGAAAUUCGACACCAAAUCUAAUGACAAUGACAUUGCACUGCUAAAGCUAGAUAGACCUCUGACUUUUACAAGAAACGUGAAGCCAGUGUGCCUCCCCAAUGUUGGCAUGGACCUCUCUGAACAUCAGGCCUGGAUCACAGGGUGGGGAGCCUUGCAAUCAUCUGGGUCAUCCCCUGACAGACUGAAUCAGGCCCAGAUCUCCAUCUACAACAGAGAUACCUGUAACAGCCCUCAGGUGUUGGAUGGACAAGUCACUGAAACCAUGAUCUGUGCGGGAAAACUGCAGGGAGGAGUGGACACAUGUCAGGGGGACAGUGGGGGGCCACUAGUGGUCAAGGAAGCCAAUGUAUGGUGGCUGGCAGGGGACACAAGCUGGGGGAUUGGAUGUGCCUGGAGGAACAAACCGGGAGUCUACGGAAACGUUUCCUACUUCAUCGACUGGGUAUAUAAACACAUGCAGAAUGAGUGACUGAUUUCUCUGAAGAGGAGCUUCUGUCAUUAAUCAACGUUACUUACUUCAUCACAUACUUUGCACUUUAAAUCGGAAAGGACUUAUUGAUCAGGAAGAUUUCUGUUAUACUAAACCGAAGGAGAAAUUGGACGUUUGCAUUUAGACAAAAAUCGAAUAUUUAUGUGUAGUAAUAAAACACAUUUUGUGGAAAGAG